AUGGAAGAAGAUGCUAAAAACUUUGUGAGGAGAUGCCAGUCUUGUCCUAUAGCGCAGCAGAAUGCCAGAGAACACGUGGUCAGGUUCAUUGAAACUCUUGGUGUCCAUGGCAAUGACCACUCUCUGCGCCUUUGGGAGUUAUCCAAAUCACUUAUUGAAAGAGCUUACAGUUGGUAUGUGAACUUGGCUCCCAACUCGAUCAAGAGUUGGGAGGAGAUGGUGAACAAGUUCCACACGAAGUUCUUCCAAGUCCAGAAGAAAGUUACAACCCUCACACUCGGGCGAGACGUCCAAAAAGAAGGCGAAGAUAUAAUGAACUAUGUUAAGUGGUUCCAAGACAAGGCGAUUGACUGUCAUGAACCAGUGGAUGGAGCUCACUUAGUCAGCAUAUGUGUGGAGGGUGCCAUACGCAACUACAAGAUAUUUUUGGUGAACCAUAAUCUGUCUACCUUUUCAGCCUUGAUCGAGACAGCUAGAAAUCUCAGUACCACUAGUCCUUUACACAGAUCUUGUGACAGCCACCGCUACUCCUGCAGUAGUAGAGUUUCUGCAGUAACCUCCACAGGAGGGAGCCACUCGCAAGCAAAGGCUUCGUCCUCUCAAAAGAGAAAGAGUUAUGAAAACAAGAAUCCAUAUCCUUGCAGCCUUGAGAAUGUUAAGGCCUUGGUUAAAGAAUGGGUCGCUGAUGGUGAACUUACUUUACCUCCAAUUGAUGUUACUCUAACCAAAAAGGACAAAGAAAGCCCAGAUUACUGUGUCUAUCACAGAACCACCAGACAUCCUACCAGGGACUGUUGGACAUUAAAAAAUAUCUUCAAAAAGAAAGUUGACGCGAAUGAGCUGAGGUUCAAAGAUGUCGGUAAUUAUGACGUACGAAAGGACCCUUAUCCUAACCAUAAGGAGAAGGGGAAGAAUGUACACAUGAUCAGCUACCUUGUGCCUGUGUGCGAUCAAGUGCACAUGGCAUCCUACUAUGAUGAGUUAGAAGAAAUUGCAACUGGCCAGCUCCCUGAAACAACACCUGUAGAGGCGAAAUUUGCAGAGGAUACUCAUGCUUAA
Messenger RNA from Camellia sinensis, 1059 nucleotides. NCBI's taxonomy places the organism in Eukaryota, Viridiplantae, Streptophyta, Magnoliopsida, Ericales, Theaceae. The record is from RefSeq and is a predicted model, not a curated record.